GCACUUCUCCAUCCAGAGGGACAACUUGUACUGAGCAGCAGAUGUUACACAGCUUUAUGUACUAACGUGGAUUAUUCAGGAGACUGCUAUGAAGACAGAGUGGAGCCACAGAAAACCUGCUUGUAAAACUGAAGUAAUGCACACGAUUGUGCAGUUGUCCGUACAAUGAAAUAAGCUAACGGUGUAUUCCUGAAUGAAACACUGGGACCAAAAGUCUUUUUUGUGCAGUAGUGAAACACAUUCUUCCAGGAGGUGAAGGCUCAGCUGAUGCUCGCUCCUACACAGUGAAAGAACUGAAAUGAUUUACUGGACAACUUUUAAGAUUUUGUAGUUCAUGUACAUUUCCAAAUAUCACCGUUUUUUGUGUUCAAAUCCGAUUUUACGUUAUCUGUUUGUUACCCUAACUGUUGCAAAAUGAAGAAUCCCCUUCCUCUGAGUAAUAUGUGGAACAGACCUGAUAACAAAGACCCACAGCAGGUCUCUGUGCCUAGCACUAACAAGAAGUUCAAGAGGAAGUCCCGCGAACCUAAAAGGUUUUUCAAUGGCCCCGAGCCCGACAGGAUGAACACCUACACAGUUGACGUGACUGAUGCAGACUGGGUAGAUGACGCCCAUAUGGAGUCGCAUAAUGUCCACAAGCUGGCUCCACUCAAGAGACACCUGAUGAUGUCACAAGAGCCGAUGGCCAGUACCACGGGGAUUCUGUCAGGAUUAAAAGAAGACAUGGCUGCAGCUCAGAGUGGUGGUGCCAUAGAUAUGAGAAUUGGCAGUAAUGUGCCUGUUGAUGCUUCCAAAGUUUCCCAGGUGCCCACCUCCUCAUUCUCUAACCCAGAGAUCUCCCACUGGCCCACCUCCAUCUCCCAGCCUCUGUCCAGCAGACUAAAACUGGGCCUUCAGUCGAUAUUCCCUCCUUCAACAUCAACCUGCAACUCAGCCAGUCACCAGGUGUUUUCCUUAGAGGCGCCUCCCGGCCAGUCUGCCGCCAGAGUCUCACAGUCCUCCGAGUGUCACGAACAUAUGGAUCCACAGGUCCCUUCGCACAAGGAGUCUCUGAGGAAGCGGAUUGGCUUGAGUCCUGAUGGAUCUGGGCAUCUUCCAGAAGUCAAAGCCAUCCAGCAGACCAGGAGGCUGCUAGCAAACGCCAGGGAGAGGACCCGUGUCCAUACCAUCAGUGCUGCAUUCGAGGCUCUGAGGAAACAGGUGCCGUGUUACUCGUACGGGCAGAAGCUCUCCAAGCUGGCGAUCCUACGUAUAGCCUGCAAUUACAUCCUGUCUCUGGCUCAGCUCGCGGAGCUGGACUACAGUUCAGAUCACAGCAGCGUGAGCUUCUCUCAGUGUGUUGAACAGUGCACACGGACCCUGCAGGCCGAGGGAAGGAGCAAGAAGAGGAAGGUUGGAAGAAUGCCCGAGGAUGUUUGAUGUUUUGAGACUACUGCUACCAGAAUCACCUCCUCCCACUGCACGAUCACACAGCCAGCCUCAGGCCACACUCUACUGUUGCACUGUGUAGAACGAAAAAAGCAUGAAACAGUAGCAUUUACUGUAAAAACAAAGAGGCUCAUGUCAUUCAGAUUCAAUUUAGAUUUCCUGAGAAAUAGCUGAUAAUGUUUCCUGGUGGACAGAAGGAUGAUCAGGAUGACAACUAAGAAUUAAUAAUAGAUAGUAGUGUUUACAAGUAUGUGAACAAUGAUCAUCCUAACUUUGCUUAAUUUACCCGACAUGGCAGUUACCUAAAUAUUUAACCAAUAAUAUGACAAAGUUUACAUAAAUCUAGGUUUUUUUUUGCUACUCUCUGUUCUGUAUAUCAAUUUAAGCAACAUUACUAAACAUCUUGAUUUCUUGUAUGAAUUCAACAUUAAAUGUGAACGAUGCUAAAACUAAGGUACAAAUCCUAAGGUGAGAGAAAGUAUGAAUGAAAGGCCAUACAGAUUUGGAAUUAAAAUAAAUACCUUCAAUAAAUAAAUGAUAUAUUCCAACCCCA
Molecule: messenger RNA, 1981 nt
Organism: Haplochromis burtoni (Burton's mouthbrooder)
Lineage: Eukaryota; Metazoa; Chordata; Actinopteri; Cichliformes; Cichlidae
Gene: atoh8
Product: atonal bHLH transcription factor 8
Exons: 4
Coding region: 415-1419 (334 amino acids)
Molecular function (GO): protein dimerization activity; DNA-binding transcription factor activity
Source: RefSeq, a predicted model, not a curated record